Molecule: messenger RNA, 2129 nt
Organism: Melanaphis sacchari
Lineage: Eukaryota; Metazoa; Arthropoda; Insecta; Hemiptera; Aphididae
Exons: 4
Coding region: 137-1843 (568 amino acids)
Source: RefSeq, a predicted model, not a curated record
AUACCACCGACUUAGUUCGUUCUGUCGCACUUCGUCACUUAAAACUUUGACCAUAGGUCAUACCACCGACUUAGUUCGUUCUGUCGCACUUCGUCACUUUUAACUUUGUUUUUUAAUUGUUUUAUAGUCUACAAAUAUGAUGAAUAUCGAGGAAGAAAUCGGUCUUCCCGUUCAUUUAUUGGACCAUGAUUAUUUUAGGCCAGUUGUAUAUGAGAACAACCCCAUUGAAGAACUGGAUGAAGUGGAACAAGGAGUAAUCGAAGAAGAAGUACUUGAAGAUGAAGAUUUAGUUGAAGAAAACCCUUUGAAUCAGGUACCACUAACCUACAGAAUGAUUCCAGGUGUUCAUCAUGGAUCAAGGAUUUAUGUGGAUAAUUUAGGUUUCAAGUUUUACAAACGUGAAGCCACAAUCAACCGUGUGUAUUUAGUAUGUGAGCGUCAAAAAAGUAGGUAUCAUGAGUAUUGCCCUUGUACAGCAUCAGUGAGUACAGAACUGAUUGACAACAGGAUAAAAGUUAGACAUCAACAUAACCAUGGGCCUGCUGACAUAGAUUUACAUGUACCUUUCCUAAGAGAAGCAAUUGGUGCAAGAAGCAUUGAUCCUGAAAACAUGUCUGUAUCAGUUAGGACUGCAUACAACAACGCCAUUGUUCAAUAUCCAGAAGCUGCUAACAAUUAUACAUUUUUACAGGGACAAAGAAGAUGGAUGAGGAUGCGUAGGUCACGUCAACCAAAUGGCGGAUACAUACCUCAGAACAUCCAUGAGCUUGCUGAAGCAUUGAUCCGACCAGAGAAUGCUGCCUACAGUCAUACCCUUCAAACACCACCGUCUGCAUUUUUCCAACAAGAAUUAGUGGUAAAUGGAACAAGCGAAGGAAUUAUUUUUGCAAACCUGGAUGCAAUUAGAAGAUACCGAGAAGAAUUGGCCACAGUUACAACAGUUGGAAUUGAUGGAACAUUCAAAACUGUUCCCGCUGCCCCGGUAGACUUGAAAAGUUUUCUGACUUUUCAAGUGGUAUUUAAAGAUGUGUUGUUCCCAAUGGUGUAUGUUCUUCUAAGAAGUCGGACAGAAGAAACAUACAUAACAUUAUUUAAUAUUAUUCGGCAAAUUUUACCUCUUAACUAUAACUUAAUUCGGUUUGUUACAGAUUUUGAAAAAGGACUUAUGAAUGCAGUUCAACAAUCAUUUCCAGAAAGCAGAUUGGGGUGUUGCUGGUUUCAUUAUACCCAAUCAAUUGUACGGUAUUGUCAUCGUAAAUUAAAUGGUGUUUUGGAUUUAGUCAAGAGGAAUCCUGAUGCAGCUCGUGUUUUCAGAAUGGUUCUUGCACUGCCUCAUCUGCCUGCCGCUAGGGGUCAUCCUCUAUGUCCUUGGUUUUGUAUGUAUGAUGGUUUCAGGGCUAUCAUGCAGUAUGUUCAACAAUUUCCUGAAGUUGAGCAGGGUAUGAGAAAUUUUUUAAUUGGAUAUAUUGAUCAUUAUUGGUUUUUCCAGGUUGGUCCAGAGUUAAUCAGCGUUUUUGCAGAAGACUAUCGUACGAACAACUACUUAGAAUCAUUUCAUUCAACACUACUUUCGCAAAUGGGACGACACCCCAAUAUAUGGGAUUUCCUUCGUAAAUUAACUUACAUUGAAAAUCAGUUUUCAGUGGAGUUCAAUCAAGUACGAAAUAAUCUCAGGAUUAGAGAUGGCAUAUCAAGAUCUGAACGAGCUAAUGCCACUCAUAUAAUUUCCCAAAAUGUCCAACGCCUUAAUCAGCAACAAGACCUCUUGAUGUUUUUGAGCAACACCGGUCAUCGUAUUGAUGGAUAUGUUGAAAGAGAAAUUGGACCUUAUGCGCAACCAUGAAGAAGCAGUUCUCCUAUAAUAUUUGUUUUUUUUUUUUUUUGUGUAUUUUAAAUUUUUUCUCAUGUAUAAUAUUAUGUUGAAUGUUCAACUUUAAUUUUUUUUUUAUGUAUUAAAUUAUGUUUGUAUAUAUAUAGUGAGGGAUUGUCCUACUAUACCCAACGUGUGAGCCUCACAAGACUGUUCAAUUUUACUUAUCCGGUUUUUAUAAUAACCACGUAUGGUAUAACAGUAACCUCUUGUGUUCAAGCGUUUAAUUCACAUUAAUAUCACAACUCAACAUUUUUCA